AAGUAUUAUGGCGGACAUGUUUUUGUGUUUGUAAAUAGAAUACAAACAUUGUCACAAGAUUGUGUGUAAUCGAAGCCUUAAUACGGUCUGUCUGCAGAAUCAUUACGAUUACAAUUAUCGAGAUCUUCUAAAACACAGAGAGACUAAUCGAGAAGUUAAGCCCGGUGACUUCCUCAAAGUUUCGUCUGAGUUUUACUCGCACCUCAGCUACCCAAUAUGUCUGGAUUUUUAGAUAACUGUCAAUUACCACGAUGCGAUUGCAUAGAACUCGGCGAAAGGCGGAAUAUGGUUGCUUCCAUCAUAUCCGGUAUAAUGUUUUUCAGUGGUUGGUGGAUUGUGAUCGAUGCGGCUGCCGUUUAUCCUGACAUGAAAGAUUUCAACCAUGCAUACCACACACCUGGGGUCAUCGGCACUGUGGCCUUCUUCCUGAUAAACUCGGUGUCAAAUGGUCAGAUUCGCGGGGAGAGCUACACUAACGGAUGUAUGGGACAAACAGGAGCUCGCAUCUGGUUGUUCUUUGGUUUCCUUCUGGGCUUUGGUGCUCUGAUUGCUGCAUCCUGGAUCUUGUUCGGCUUCUACGUCGUCCAGUUUGCGACUCCAGAUUGGCCUGGUAUUGCUGUCUUCCUGCAGAACGCACUCAUAUUUUUCAGUUCAAUUGUAUUCAAGUUUGGUCGGACUGAGGACCUGUGGGGGUGAGUUUGACCAGCCGACCGGCUGGACAGGAGAUGGCUGAGACCACAGAUUUAACAAGGAAUCAUCUCUUACACUGAAACCCACUGGGACAACUAUUAGUUUGUACUGUUUAUAUGCUGUUGCUGAAAUGUCUUCUUCAGUCUAUCAGGAAAUAGAAUGUGAAUAAUUUAUGGACAUUUCAUGAUAUUGAUGAAGAUUGUAAAUAUUCAGACAAUAUUUUAUGGGAUUUCCACAUUUGUUGGUUUUCUGCUGUAUCAAUAACUUCCAGGAUUUGUCUACAGCAGUAUGAUGACACAACCAACUAAUGAGAAAUACAAGUACAUCACUCUUCUCUGUCAUGCCUCUGGAAUUCUCUCUGAUUCAUGUUGUGUACUUGUAAAUUACUUGUGUGUGUAUUUGUGAUCUCCAAAGCUCCUGUCCCCAUAACCCAUGUCCUGUACAUAGUCCAGUCCCACGACUGUUUCUCCACACAACCCAGUGUAUCCUCUACCUUACAUAACUGCCUGUAUCUCUCCGGUGUGCUUCUCUCUCUUGUGUCUAUGUGGUCUGUCUACGUGAUCUGUCGACAUGGGUGGUCUAUGUGGGCUGUUUACGUGGUCUGUUAAAGUGGUCGGUCUACAUGGUCUACCUGGACUGACUCUCUUUACCUGCUGUAUCUGCAUCAAGUCUACCUGGGUUUUUUUCAUCAGGUCUGUCUACCUAGUUUAGUUUACCUGGGUAUGUUUGGAGCUAGUUAUAGAUUUUGUCAAUGGUUAACAUUGUCUCAAUGUCAGAAACAAGAAUCCUAUUGAUAAACUAGCAACGUGUGUUGUACACACACACUGUGACCAAAUCUCCAUACUUGAGAUUGAUGUGUGAGUCAGUGUUCAUCCCAAGGUAGCCAAGUUCAUACCCAGGUAGCCAUGUUCAUGCCCAGGUAGCCAUGUUCAUCCCCAGGUAGCCAUGUUCAUCCCCAGGUAGCCAUGUUCAUCCCCAGGUAGCCAUGUUCAUCCCCAGGUAGCCAUGUUCAUCCCCAGGUAGCCAUGUUCAGCAAACAAUAACGUUGUGCAGCGGCUCUGUAUGUGCUAUCGACAGUACUUCACUAGUGUGCACUGUUUCUCCUCUGUACUGUCAAUAUUGAUGAUUUGUUAGUGAGGUAGCUAUGUCCUUCCUCUUUGAUCUGAGAACUGUUGAACUGCAGUCAUUAUCCAACAGACAUUGUGUGAUUUUUCAAGCCUGUGUCAAGUUAGAAAUGUGACAUGACGUACACAGAUUUAGUCCACCAUGUGUGAAACAACAUGAAGAACCAAAACUGCUGGGAUCACAAGACAUGUUGAUGAUCUGGUCCAUGCUUGUGUCAGUGCUUGUGUCAGUGCUUGUGCAUGUACUGCACCCGAUUCACACCUGACAGUGAAUGUUUGUAUCCAUGGCAACACCUGCAGUCAAGAGAUGUACAUGAUUCUCAUUGACUGAGCUUGUGUCCAUGGCAACAGGUGGCAAUGGACCUAAUUCUGACUCAAUAGUGCUUGUGUCUGUGGCCUUGCAUGGACAGAGAGGGACCUGAUGUCCAUAUGGCUUAUGCUCUGCAUUGUUGGACUACUGUGCAAUUAUGUUUUUGUAAUUUAUGUCUUUGAAAUAUUUGUUAUUUAAAGAAACAAAUAAAAGUUGUUUCAAUAAAGCAAA
This is a messenger RNA of Haliotis rubra (blacklip abalone), 2355 nucleotides long. RefSeq names its product transmembrane protein 50A-like. Gene Ontology annotation, biological process: protein targeting to vacuole; late endosome to vacuole transport via multivesicular body sorting pathway. The transcript has 6 exons. Lineage: Eukaryota; Metazoa; Mollusca; Gastropoda; Lepetellida; Haliotidae. The record is from RefSeq and is a predicted model, not a curated record. The coding region runs from base 217 to 696 and encodes 159 amino acids.